AUGUCGCCUUCCAAACCUGCCAACGGCAUAAAAAGGCCAGCACCUGCCUCAUCGGCCGCAUCUCCAUCCGGCGCGAAUACGAGCAAGACCGACAGCAAGCGUCAGAAACGCGACGGGAAUACUACUACGACGAAUCAUGCCUCGACCCCAACGCCCGCUGCCGUUGCUGCUGCCGCUGCUGCGAAAGACUUCGGCGAACACAGUAAUACACAUCUUUCAUUCGCUGUCGAAUUCCUCAAAGAAAAGCGCAGUCCUAGACCUCUACAAGAGAUCUUAGAUCACCUGACGCUGCAGCACCUCCCCGAGGAUCAACAACGCGCGUUCGUUCAUAGUCUAAAAACCCAUUCGCGUAUCCUGUUCAGCCCAGCCCCGAAAUCCAAAGCUAGUUCAAGCCAGCAACCCGAAUGGCGCACCGGUACAUACGAGUACAGAGCCAAAUUUCCCGGUGUAGUUUCCAAGGUAAAACUACUAGAAUAUUUGCAACAGAGGAAGGACCAAGGAGGCAUUUCAAUCAAGGAUAUCAAAGAUGGCUGGCCGGACUGCGAUACUGCUAUUGAAGAGCUGGAGCGGGAACACAAGGUCAUGGGUAUACGAACCAGAAAGGACACCCACGCACGAAUUAUCUGGCCCGAUACUCCAGAUCUGCAUCACGAUGUAGACCCGGAAUUUCGAGUAAUGUGGUUCCAAGAGGCCCUACCCUCUGUUGAUGAAAUGCCUAGGAAGCUGAAGGCACUGGGUCAAAAGGCCACAAGCGAGGUGAAGAACAUAAACCUCGGCCAGAAGGCCCCACCGAAGCGGAAGAAGGCUUCUCGUGUUCAGAAGAAAUUCGAGAAUGAGCAUAUGAGGAACAUCUUCGAGCAGCACAAGCGCAAGUGA
Molecule: messenger RNA, 876 nt
Organism: Daldinia decipiens
Lineage: Eukaryota; Fungi; Ascomycota; Sordariomycetes; Xylariales; Hypoxylaceae
Product: transcription initiation factor IIE, beta subunit
Exons: 1
Coding region: 1-876 (291 amino acids)
Biological process (GO): transcription initiation at RNA polymerase II promoter
Cellular component (GO): transcription factor TFIIE complex
Source: RefSeq, a predicted model, not a curated record